Messenger RNA from Panicum virgatum (switchgrass), 603 nucleotides. RefSeq names its product DNA-directed RNA polymerase II subunit rpb1-like. The transcript has a single exon. The record is from RefSeq and is a predicted model, not a curated record. NCBI's taxonomy places the organism in Eukaryota, Viridiplantae, Streptophyta, Magnoliopsida, Poales, Poaceae. Bases 1 to 603 code for a protein of 200 amino acids.
AUGGCGGCGGGGGCAGAGAUCCGCAAGCGCGCGGCGUCCAGCGGCGGCGAUGCCUGCUCUCCGGCUGGCGGCGGGAAGCGGGCGCGGCGGGGCCCGAUCGGGAGGAUCCAGGUGCCAGGCGCGGGCGCCGGCCGCGAGCGCUGCAGAUGCUGCCUGUCGCUGUCGUCGUCGUCGUCUUCGCAUCAUCGCCCCCUGACGGCGUCUCCUCCUCAGCGCCGCGCCGCGUCGCCGGAGUACACGCCGGCGACCCCGUCGGAGUACACCCCGGCGACGCCCUCGUCGAGCACCAGCGGCAUCGUGUCCCCGUACUACACCCCGUCGACCCCGCCGGAGUACACCCCGGCGCCGGCGUGUACUCCGGCGACGCCCUCGUCGAGCACCAGCGGCAUCGUGUCCCCGUACUACACCCCGUCGACCCCGCCGGAGUACACCCCGGCGACACCGUCGAGCCCCGCCGCAUCUAUGGAGUACACCCCGGCGUCCCCCUCGUCGAGCAGCACCGCCGUGUCGCCGUACUACACACCGUCAACCCCGUCGGAUUACAGCCCGUCCACGCCGUCCAGCCGCGCCGCCAACACGGAGUACGCCCCGUCGACACGGUGA